AUGGAGAAAGAAACGAUAGAAGUGGGCAUAAUUGGCUUGGGGGACAUGGGUCGGCUGUACGGGUUGUCUUUUCUUGCGGCGGGUUGGAAGCGUGUCAACGUCUGCGACAUACCUUCUCGCUAUGAACAACUGAGAGAAGAGCUAGCUGGCACCGGAUUGAAUGUCCUUCCCGACGGUUAUUCUGUAUCUCGAAGGAGCGACUUUAUUGUUUACAGUGUGGAGGCAGCAAAUAUCGAUAGAGUGGUGGGAAUGUACGGUCCUGGAACUAAACUUGGUGCAACUGUGUGCGGGCAGACGUCUGUUAAAGAGCCAGAGAUUAGGGCUUUUGAGAAAUACCUUCCACCAGACGUCAAUAUAGUAACCUGUCAUUCAAUGCAUGGGCCAAGAGUUAAUCCCAAAAAUCAACCUUUGGUGGUGAUACGACACAGAAGUGACCAAGAAUCUUUCGACCGAGCUGUCCGAAUAUUAAAUUCCUUACAAUCGGAUAUUGUAUACCUGAAUUAUCUGGACCAUGAUCGUAUAACUGCAGAUACUCAAGUGGCCACACACCUUGCUUUCUUGAGCAUGGGUACGGCUUGGAAGGUUCACAAGGUCUAUCCAUGGGAAAACCCGUCUUAUGUCGGUGGUAUUGAGAACGUAAAGACGCUGAUGACUCUGCGAAUAUACAGCAACAAAUGGCAUGUAUACGCUGGACUGGCUAUACUAAAUCCAAGCGCGAGACCUCAAGUUCGACAAUAUGCCAACUCAGUAUCUGAAUUGUUCAAGCUGAUGAUUCAAGAGAAGGAGGAAGAGUUUAGGAAACGCGUGAAGGCUGCUGCUGCAUUUGUCUUUGGAAAUGCUGACCGCCAAGCCCUUCUCCUCUCAGACGAUGUCCUGGAUCAAUUCUCUUUAUCAGCGAUUCCAAGAGCGCAACGAAAACCUAAUUCACACUUGUCGCUCCUCGCAGUCGUUGACUGCUGGCACGCGCUGGAACCCUCUCCCUAUGACCACCUAAUCUGCCAAACUCCACCUUUCCGUAUGCUUCUGGGCCUUACGGAAUACCUCUUCCUCGAGCCUGGGUCCUUAGACGAUGCCAUCAAUGCAGCGCUGUACAAUCGCGAGAUUCGUUCAGACGAUUGCGAAUUUUACACCGCUACUCGGGGCUGGGUUGAAUGUAUAGAACUGGGGAGCAUGGAGGGGUAUGAGAAGCGAUUUACAGAAACUGCGGCCUUUUUCGAGGAUAGACUUGUUCAAGGUGCAAAGGCAUCGGCGAAACUUAUCGAGACAUUAGCUGGUACUCGGGGUUCAACCUGA
This is a messenger RNA of Spizellomyces punctatus DAOM BR117, 1293 nucleotides long. Its product is annotated as prephenate dehydrogenase (NADP(+)). Gene Ontology annotation, molecular function: NAD+ binding; prephenate dehydrogenase (NADP+) activity; prephenate dehydrogenase (NAD+) activity. Gene Ontology annotation, biological process: L-tyrosine biosynthetic process. The coding region runs from base 1 to 1293 and encodes 430 amino acids. The transcript is spliced from 15 exons. NCBI's taxonomy places the organism in Eukaryota, Fungi, Chytridiomycota, Chytridiomycetes, Spizellomycetales, Spizellomycetaceae. The record is from RefSeq and is a predicted model, not a curated record.